CAGGCGGAGUGUGAUGAAUCGAUACAGAUACAAGGAUGGGUAGAGCUGGGCAAAAAAUAAAGGAGCCACGAAAGACAUGGUCGAUCGCGAUCAUCGAUAGGGUUCAUCCCCACCAUGAAAGAAUUCAAUCUUAUUCGAGUUGCUUCCCUUGACUCGAUGGAUUUGACCUUUGACUUGUUGCAAGACAAGUUGAAACAUUUGCUGGACUGCUAACAACAUCACACACCACCUGAAGUGAAGUGAUAGUACUAGUGACGAUUCCCACGGUCAUUGUGGUAGAGGCAAGAUUAAAAGUAAUCAACCGAAACCAUGGAUACAGAAAAAAAUUUGGUUGUUAUGGCAACUGAAGCAUUACAAGCUCAAACACGUCUGACUCAUAAAUUACCCAGAUCAUCCAAAGUUCAUGAAAAAGCUUGUGAGACUUUAGACAAUCUGAGAGAAAUCAAGGCCGAACUGGAUGGUUCAAAUGUGAACUUUGACUACCCACAAAUAAAGCGAGACCAGUUUACGGAGUUUCGUCAGCUGACACUAAUGCAUUUGCCAUCAUCUGUGACAGAGGAGGUCAAGGUCAAGUUUAACGGUUUUGUCAACCAUGCAUUGAAAGGUUCCUGCCGAAAAGUUUUGAGUGUGACCUUGGUAACCUGCCCUUGGUAUCAAGUUACACAGCAAGAAAGAGGUGAAAUGGCGAGACAUAAUGUGAUAUUCAUCGUAUAUCUGUCACAUGACCACCAGUAUCUAGCACCGACCAAUCACCACGACCAGGAGAAAGCCUUUGUUAUAGAUGAGGGCUGGUUAUACGCUGUAGAAUUGUACCAUUUUCUCCACUUCCUGUCUCGAGGAAGGACAAGAUGUAUCGAAGUUCUGUACGCCCCGAAAUCUGCUGUUUUGUAUGAGAGCGAGGCUUGGGCAAAUCUACGAAGCUUAUUGGAUUAUAAAGAUCUUAUGGGGUUACAAGGGUCUGUGUUUUCCUGUCAAGGUCAGUGUACUGGGAAGAUUGGAAAGAAAACUUCCAAGAAAGGACCAUUUAGACUGAAGGAAACAGCAACAUUCCAGGACUUCUGUAAUAGUUUUAGGUUGAUUCAUCAUCUCUAUAAUUUGAUGUCAGGAUUACCUCCCCUGACAGACAUCUUCACUAUGGAAGAUCUUCCAGCAUUGGCUAGAGAAGGUGCUGAGAUGCUUCAGAAACUGUACAGGGAUCAUGACACAUCUAAACGUGACAUUUUCGACAUUGUCAUGAAAUGGAAUGAGGAAGUAAUGGGUCAGCUCUCCAAAUUUAAAUAUACCGACGCAAGCAAGAUUGAACGAAUCCUCGAGAAUUGGCAAGUUGAGGUUCGUCUGGAGGGCAGGCAACUUGUACAGCAGGCUCUCUCUGACAACCACACCAGUCUGGUAACAGUAAUGGAGAAAAUUGGUGGACCUGUUGGAAAAUUGGAGCCGAGCCAAAUCGUACUGGUCGCCAGGGCAGGAAGUCACAUGUACGGACUAUCAACACCGGAGAGUGAUGUUGAUUACAUAGUCAUAUUUGCAGAGAAAACGGAGGCAGUGCUUGGAACCUGUAAGGCCCUGAAGGACAUUUACGAGAGUCGAGGUCCCACCAAGGACUUUGAGUAUGGAGCCUACGAGGCCAAAGUGUUCUGUGAAAUGGUACUGAAGGGAAGUGUGGUCAUACUGGAGCUGCUGUUUGCUGAAGGCCACGAGUACUCCAGUCCACUGUGGAAGGCAUUAAGUGAGAAGAGGAAAGCAUUCCUGACCGAGACAGGUAUCCAGCAAUUCCUUGGUCUGAUAAAAAACAACUUCCAUCUAUUAAACAACGAAAAACAUAGAGGCACCCCAAGAGACCGUAAACUGUUUUAUCAGAUAUUCCACAAGAUGGACAGUAUCCGUUACAUGAUGCGAGGUGACGUGCCACCGAUUCGCUGUACUGGGGAUGUAAAGGACUACAUCAUGAGGAUACGCACCCAGCCACUCGAAGGGGAUCUAGACAGAGAUGUAUUGAGCCAAACAGCCAACCAGAAAUUUGAGGAGUUACAACUUGAACUUGGAGCUCGUGCAGAACGUCUAAAGGAAAAGAUGGAAUUCACCCUGAUGUUGGAUUGGCUGUUGUCUGUACGCGGUAUAGAAGACAGGCGGUAGUAAUCAUCUGUCUCAUCAAUAGACAAAGGUUUUUCUUGAUAGUUAAGGAAACCGGCAGGAUCACAUUUCCAUUAAUUCAAGGUCACACAAAUAAACUUUGCCAAAAUAUAUCAAAACUCAGGGGAUCAUAGGCCCAGGGACCUCUGGUAAGUAAGCCUAUCACAAUCACCAUUUGUUUUUCAAUCACUUGGAAUUAGGUGGAAGGUUUUAUGAUAUGUUUAUUGAAUUUUUUUGUUUUUGUUUUGGUAAACUGGUCAAUUUUCUUAUUUGAAUUUUUUGAAGAUAUAUUUCUUUUUAUUUCAAAUGCAAUUUUAUUUUACAUUCAACUUUUCAAUCUUGUAAAUUUGGACAUUUUUGUGCCCUAAAUGUUGUUAUUAAGCCUUUUUAAGACUUAUAAACAUAGUUUUAUUAAUAGAUUUUGUAUGUAUAAUAAUUGAUAAAGUAAAAAUUCUUGAAAACCAAAACCAUAUCCUUAAAUGAAAUAUAGUGAACAAAAUUCCUGCAUUAGGGGUAUAAAAUGUAAGCUAUAAGUCAGUUUUCUAUAAAACAUUCUGAACAAAUAUAUCACUGUCAAUGUUCAGUGGUCAAAGGAACAAGGGUCUCUUAUCAGAGUGUUAUUGUAUCUGUCCACUGCUUAUCGCCACCCAGUUGUUCAAAACUUUGAAGCUUGCAAUGUUGUUACUAUAAUAGUCAUAAACUUCUAAUUCUGCAGUAGUUAACAUCUAUGGUUAAUUUUGGUGCUCAGAAAUAUUAAACAGUCAUUAGCUUACCCUAGAGUUAUUUUGGCAGUUUCUCCCACAAUGCAAUUGAGAAAUGUACACUUCCUGCAUUUCUCGACCCAGUGUUGCAGUGACAGGGGACUGUUGUAUGUUAUCAAAUUUGUUGGUAUCUUUUUUUCGUGGGAUUUUCCGUUUCUAAGAUUCAUAACUGUUGUUGUUACUGCCUUGAGUGAAAUCUAAUUCGUCAAAUAUGACAUCUCUGGUGACGUCAUCAGAUACGUCAAUAUUAACAUAACAAGAAUUCACUAACUGCUUAAAGUGAUAAUUUUUUCCACAUAAACAUUUUCGAGUACUGAGCUUAUUCAGGAUUGUAUUUUCAUGAGAACACAAGCCUUUCGUCAUCGUGAUUCAAAUAUUGCCUUUUUAUGCUUCCGCCAUGAAAUUUGGGGGCAUAUAAUGUAACCCAUGUCCGUCCUAUCCUGCCGUGUCGUGUCGUGUCGUGUCGUGUCGUGUCGUGUCGUGCCGUGUCGUGUCGCGUCGCAUCGCAUCGCAUCGCAUCCCCUUCAUCAUUAAACUAUGGCUUGUCAUCAUUGGCCUUAUCUUUCAGAAAAUUUACAUUAACUUGAGUUUUUCCGGAUAUAUCAUCCACAACGACCCUUUGGAAUGGCUCCAUCAAAUACUGUAAUUCUUGAGUAAACUUUUCUGUACAAGUAUCAGUUGUUUCCCGAUUUACUUCUCCUGUGAUCAUGACAUUAUCCUUUAAUUUAUCAGAGUUGACAUUCAAAGAUUCAAUAAAUUGAUGCUUAAAAUCGUAAUUCCAUACUAUUGUAAUCAUCUUUAUAGGAAGUUGCCUCUAUGGGUGGUUGUUUAACAAAAAGUUCUACAUGUAACGGUGCUGGUCAGAAAACUUGUAAAACUACCACCAAUAAACUGUUUGACCAAAUCGAAUAGAGUGAAGGGCAUUAACUUGUAAUCUAUUUCUCUAAUUUCAUUUGAACCAUAACAAGUAAAGUCACGAGAAGCAGACCAAACAGAAUCUAUGGCAAGCCGUUUUAACAUUUAAUCCCAUUUCCUCUUAAGGUAAAAUAUGCUUCAAAUUUAUUUCACUUAAGUGAAAUACUUUUUACCUUAAGGUUAAAAGACUUUUUUUGCAUUAUGUUUUAUUUCACUUAAGUGAAAAAGAAUUUCACUUAAGUGAAAUAAAUCUUAUUCAUCUUAAGGGAAAAUCUUUUUCACUUAAGUGAAAUAAAACAUAAUGCAAAUGCUGCUGUUGAGUAAAUCGGACACCCACUCUCAUGAAUCAGAUAUGGACUAGUCCAUCUAUUGACCAAGCAGUGGGUGUUUAAUUUCUGACCAAUUCGAGACCUUUUCUCUACUUCAUUUGUUGUUAGUAAAAUCAAUACUAUUUCCCAUAUGAUUUACUUUCACUUAUGUUUUAAUUCCAUUAAAUAUGUUUUAUUUAUUUCCCUUAUGAUAAGUGAUAAGAACGUAUCAAAGUUAAAGUUUACUCACACUGUUUCUUAGUUGACAGGUCCAAUGGGUUCAUUCCAUUAUACCAUGGGGUGGAUAGGAGGACAGAGUGACUUUAUGGACAUAUGGUCAGUUUUAUUUACCUUAAGAUGAAAAGAAUUUCACUUCAGGGACAAGUAUUUUGCAUUAUGUCUGCACAUAAUUUUUUUCACUUAAGUGAAAUUCUUUUCGUCUUAAGGGAUUUUAACAUUUAUUUGCAUUAUGUUUUAUUUCACUUAAGUGAAAUUCUUUUCACCUUAAGGUGAAUAAAUUAUUUGCAUUAUGUUUUUUUCACUUAAGUGAAAUUCCUUUUUCACUUAAAUGAAAAAAUAUCCCCUUAAGAGGAAAUGGGAUUAAAUGUUAAAACGGCUUGCCAUAAGAAUCUCUGCCAUUUCCGACCAGUAGAUUUAAAUUAAUUAAUAAACCUAUUACCAAAACCAUUUACAAAUGGAGCUCGAUUGACCUGAAAUCAUUUUUAUCCGAAUGCUAGAUCGUCAUUGGUUACAGCACAGGUGCCUGACUCGUAUUAUAAAAUAACAGAUAAGAUUACAUAUAAAUGAGAUGUACUCUUAUAUAUUAUCAUUUGAUAAAACGGGCACCUCUGGUUACAGAAUGAUCACUGGAUAUCCAGCAUUCGCAAACAAAUUCAAUAUCUUACGACAAGAUGUAACUUUUUAAAUUCGUGCUCAUUAAGCUUUUUAUCAAAUUCACCAUUUAUAUUCCUUGAUAAAGUCACUAUCGAGAACGGACUGUCUAUAUAUCGACUCCUAUCCUAACACUCCUAUCUUGGAGUGGAAGAUUUCCGUCUCCUCUUAUUAUCGGGGCGACUAGUUGUCUGAGUAGUUGCCAGCGCAUCGUGGUAUUGGGGGCCGUUUCGGCAUUCCUUCCAGCAUUUCGAUCGUGAUUGCCUUUGUCCGUGGAAUCAUCGGUUUUUGUACAUAUGUAUAUAGGUUAUCUUCGAUAUAAAGUUUGUCGCAAACUAGACGAGUGUUGUGACCACUAGCCUUGGCCUGCUUCCUAACAGGACACAGGUUGCGAGUAUGUUUUCAAUUUCAGCAGGAAACUGCUCAUUUAUGCCAAACUAAGAACCAUGUUGCUUGUUAGCCCGAUUUAGAACGUACUCCAACUCCAUUUGAUAAAGAGAACGUGAAACUAUUGGACGUAGUUUACCAUUCCUGGAUCGACCAAACUGUAUACGUUAUCGAAUUCAACGUGGAAGUCGACACCUAGUUCAGCAUGUACAAAAUGUCGCAAGAGCGCUUCUGUGUCCUCAUCUCUCUGAUCACAGCGCAAGUCAUCAAAUGUUAGAUUGUUUUUUCAAUCGAUCGACAACUAAUAUCGAGAAUAUCUUCGUUCAUGCAGAGACAUAUAUCUCAGAUUUUCAAUAUUGGUCCUCAUUGAACAUGACUCGGUCUCGGAUCUCACAGAAGUUUUGAUGACUUUUAUUUCAUUAUUCACAGAAUCAUGCUUAUCGCUAAGUAAUUCACAUUAAAAUAGAAACAUUGUACCCCCCUCCCCGUGAUUUUAGUUGAAUGUAAGGCUUUACUAUGCCCUGCUAAUCGUUAAUUGUUUGCAAAUCAGAUCUCAAAAAAAAAAAAAAUAAAUAAA
Molecule: messenger RNA, 5969 nt
Organism: Pecten maximus
Lineage: Eukaryota; Metazoa; Mollusca; Bivalvia; Pectinida; Pectinidae
Exons: 15
Coding region: 310-2133 (607 amino acids)
Source: RefSeq, a predicted model, not a curated record